AUGGCCACCACGAAGAAUCCGCGCGUCCUCGCCCUCUUCGACGUGGAUGGCACGCUCACGGCCGCUCGUAAGACUGCGACGCCCGAAAUGCUGACGCGUCUCGAGAAGCUGCGCGAGCGCAUUACAAUCGGUGUCGUCGGCGGCUCGGACCUCGUCAAGCAAAAAGAACAGCUGGGCAGCGACGUGGUCAACAAUUUCGACUACAGCUUUUCAGAAAACGGGCUCGUGGCUUAUCACAAUGGAGAGCUCGUGGGCGAGACGAACCUCAAGAGUCAGUUCACCAACGCACAGCUCAACCAUCUGGUCAACUUUUGCUUGCGGUACAUUGCGGACCUGGACAUUCCCGUGAAGCGCGGGACGUUCGUGGAGUUCCGCAUGGGUAUGAUCAACGUGUCUCCCAUUGGCCGCAACUGCUCCCAGGAAGAGCGCGACGAGUUUGAGCAGUACGACCACAUCCACAAGAUCCGUGAGGUCUUUGUCGAGAAGCUCCGGGCCGAGUUUCCUGAGUACAAUCUGACGUUCUCGAUCGGCGGACAGAUAUCCUUCGACGUGUUUCCGACGGGCUGGGACAAGACCUUUUGCCUUCGGUACCUGGAUGCAAAGGACUACGACGAGAUCCACUUUUUUGGCGACAAGACCAACAAGGGCGGCAACGAUUACGAGAUCUACACGAGCGAGCGCACUAUCGGUCACUCGGUCAAGAACCCGGAGGAGACGAUCAAGAUCUUGGACCAGCUCUUUCCUUAG
Molecule: messenger RNA, 747 nt
Organism: Hyaloperonospora brassicae
Lineage: Eukaryota; Oomycota; Peronosporomycetes; Peronosporales; Peronosporaceae
Source: the annotation of a GenBank genome assembly